Molecule: messenger RNA, 1245 nt
Organism: Hyposmocoma kahamanoa
Lineage: Eukaryota; Metazoa; Arthropoda; Insecta; Lepidoptera; Cosmopterigidae
Exons: 6
Source: RefSeq, a predicted model, not a curated record
UGACACAUGGGACGAUACCUACACGCAAACAUUACAUACGAUUCAAAAAACGAUUCGCUAUUCACGCAUUCACAGUAGGCAGUAUUAGAAAAGCGUGUGCUACGUUAAACUCUACUUACAAAUCUGGAAUAAAGGAUAUCUACAGACAUUACAAGUACAGGGAGAUUUACUGGGGCAGCAAACAUUACGAAAUAGGCUACAUGACGUACAAUCUAGUCUCAAAAUAUCAGCAAAUGGUAGAAAUAUACAACCUUGUCGUCAAAUUUUACGCCAGUAGGAACCAUACAAGGUACGCGACCACGUACUACCUCUUAUACCUGUACAGUUGUAUGGUGACCUUCCAAAAAACAAUAGUAUAUAUGACUGAGAGUCUUCACGAGCUAGACAGCAGGUAUAAGGAUGAUCAAAGAGAUGGUCGAAACGCAUUUGAUACCUCAGAUGACGACGAUAAAAACCACGACAAAGAUGACGAUCCAUACGACGAUGAUAUGCACAACACUGGGUUACCUUCCGAUGUGGACUUGAUAAACAACCCUACUGAACCAGAUUGGAAGAAAGAUGAAGAGAAGAAACGUGAAGAAGAGCGGGAGAGGAAUAGAAACAAUGACAGUUGGCUUUUUAACUGGAGUAUACCAACUAGAACCACACCGAAGCGAGGACGCUGGCCAUUAGACCGAUACGGUUGGGAUGUGGAGCUCUACGAGGGUCAAGUCUUUGGAUGAUAAGUGCCGCCGUUUGUAAAAUAAUAAUAAUAAUAAUAAAAUAGAUAUAAUAAUAAUAAUCAUCAUUAUCAUCAUCAUUUAUUUCGGACUCUAAAUCCAUAUUUUUGAAUGUGGCAUGUUUCCUGAUCUAUUAAAGCUAUCAAUAGUGAAACCGAUCUAUAAGAAGGGCGAUAAAUCUGAGCUAUACAACUACCGCCCGAUUACUCUUAUCCCGAUUUUAGCCAAAAUUUUCGAAAUGAUUAAUGGACUAUUGCACAAAAUUUAACAUUAUAAAACCAGAACAAUUCGGCUUCCAAAAGGGAAAAUCGACUGCUGAGGCUGUUUUCAAUAUUGUCGAUGUAGUGAUUAAAGCUCUUGACACAAAAAAGCACAGCACAGUAUUGUUUCUGGACAUGUCUUAAGCUUUCGAUUUCGUAGCACAUGAUAGCUGAUAAAGUUAGAGAAGUAUGGUAUUAGGGGCAUAGCACUGAAUUGGUCUAGGUCAUACCUACAUGACAGACAGCAACGGGUGGAGAUAAACUAC